AUGGCAAAACGGAAGGUGGACAGUGAAAACCGGGGGUUUCAAACAAGGUAGGAGUUUGAGUACAUGUUCACGGAGGUAGCUGGAAAACCUGUGUGUCUUCUAUGUGGAGAAAGUGUGGCGGUGAUGAAAGAGUUUAAUAUGAGACGGCAUCAUGAAACAAAACACAAAGACAAAAACAAGAUUCUGGACAUGGAACAAAGGCUAUAGAAGGUCGAGGAAUUAAAACGAGGCCUCAAAUCUCGACAGGGUCUGUUCAGAAAAGCCCAGUCACAAAGCGAGGCUGUUGUCAAGGCCAGUUUUAUUUUAGCAGAGGAGAUCGCUAAAUCAGCCCGGCCAUUUACAGAGGGGGAUUUCAUCAAAAACUGUUUGCUUAAAGUCUGUGACGAACUUUGCCCAGACAAAAGACAGCUCUUUUCAAACAUCAGCCUGAGCAGAAAUACUAUUGCUCAUCGCGUAGACCUGUUGUCUGACAAUCUAAAAGAGCAGCUUGUUACAAAGGGAAAAGAUUUCAUCGCAUAUUCCCUGGCUGUGGACGAGAGCACAGACAUUUCUGACAUUGCCCAGCUGUCAGUUUUCAUCCGCGGAGUGGACUCCAGCCUAAACGUGACUGAGGAGUUGUUAGCGCUACGUCCUAUGCAUGGCACAACUACGGGACAUGAUUUGUAUGAGGAGGUCUCAAGAUGUGUAAACGAGAUGGAGCUGCCUUGGGAAAAACUCGUGGGUCUGACAACAGACGGAGCACCUGCGAUGUGUGGACAUAGGAGUGGACUGGUGGCAAAGAUACGGGAGAAGAUGCAGAAGGAAAACGUCACACGUGAGCUAACAGCUUAUCACUGUAUCAUACACCAAGAGUCGUUGUGUGGUAAAGCCUUGAAAAUGAAAGAUGUAAUGAGCACCAUCACAUGCGCAGUUAACUUUAUUAGAGCCAAAGGGUUAAAUCACCGCCAGUUUAAGUCAUUUCUGAGCGAGUUAGAAACGGAGCAUGGUGAUUUGCCCUAUCACACUGAGGUGCGGUGGCUAAGCCAGGGAAAGGUGCUGCGCAGGUGUUUCGAGCUUCGUGGGGAGAUUUGUUUGUUCUUGGACAGCAAAGGGAAAGACACAACACAACUCCGAGACAAAAGGUUUCUGUGUGAAAUGGCUUUUCUGUGUGACAUUACGAGUCACCUGAACGCAAUGAACCUGCAACUGCAGGGUCCUCGUGUCAUCUCUGAAAUGUACAGUACAGUGAAGGCGUUUCAAACCAAACUGACUCUGUGGGAGGCACACAUGCGGAAAGAAAACUUGAGCCACUUUCCAAGCUGUCAGACCAUGAAAGAUGAGCUAUCUACCAGUAUUUUCCCGAGCACAGAAUUUGCUGAUAAAAUUAGUAUACUCGCUGCUGACUUUCGACACCGAUUUGCUGACUUUGAAGCACAAAAAAACAGGUUUGCACUGCUCAGCAAUCCAUUUGCCGUUGAUGUGGAAAGCUCACCGCCAAACCUCCAAAUGGAGUUGAUUGAGCUACAAUGCGAUGAUGCGCUGAAGGCAAAAUACGAAGCAGUGGGUGCUGCGGAGUUUGCGCGCUUCCUUCCCGACACAAUGCCCCAGCUGCGCACCCAGGCUGCUCAAACGUUGUCGUUUGGCAGUACAUACCUGUGUGAACAACUGUUUUCAUUAAUGAAGCUGAACAAAACAUCAGACAGAAGUCGACUUACUGCUGAACACCUUUACUCAGUUCUGAGGAUUUCCUCAGCUCAGAGCCUGACCCCGAACUUUGAUGAACUUGUGCAAAAGAUGAAACACCACCAAGUAUCAGCCUCAGCCUCAAAAACGUAA
Molecule: messenger RNA, 1815 nt
Organism: Poeciliopsis prolifica (blackstripe livebearer)
Lineage: Eukaryota; Metazoa; Chordata; Actinopteri; Cyprinodontiformes; Poeciliidae
Product: general transcription factor II-I repeat domain-containing protein 2-like
Source: RefSeq, a predicted model, not a curated record